AUGGCUGGUUCCGAUGGUUCUCAAGGCCCUAUGGUCAUGGGUAUCUGUGUGGCAUUUGCCGUCUUGACCUUCAUUGUUUUAACUCUUCGUCUCUUUGCGCGCAUUUAUGUCUUAGGUCAAAUGGGUAUUGACGACUACCUCAUUGUUGGUGCUUGUACACUGUCAUGGUCAUUUAUUGCUGUCACACUUGUCGCGGUCAAACAUGGACUUGGAAAGCACAUUCAGGAUGUCGACCAGACCGGGAUGAUCAACUAUGCUUUUGCCGUCUGGCUGAGCUCUAUGUUCUAUCUUGCAACACUUGGGUUCGUCAAAACCUCCGUCUUGUGGUUCUAUACUCGCCUUGGAGAUCGCUAUCUCACUCGCCUAUCCUGGGUUAUGAUGGGAGUUAUUAUGGCACAAGCCACCUCAUUCGUUCUCGUGGCUGCAUUCCAAUGUCGACCCAUUAGCAUGGCCUGGACUGGCACCGGACCCGGCAAAUGCGUCAAUAUCAACCUUUUCUACCUGUGCAACGCCGCUCUGAACAUUGUCACCGAUCUCUUAACCUAUACCUUGCCCAUUAAGGUUAUCUUCCAUCUCCAGAUGCCUCAGAAACAAAAACUUGUUCUGGCCUUUAUCCUCUGUCUUGGUCUUUUCGCUUGCAUUUCCUCGAUCAUCCGAAUCACCUACAUCCCUACCAUGCUGAGCUCGAAGGACUCCACGUAUGCCAUCAGCGGUGCCAUGUACUGGUCAGUCAUCGAAACCAACAUCGGCAUCUUUGCUGCCUCAAUCCCGUCAUUCAAGGCGAUUGCCUCCCGCUUCCUGCCCCGCUUCAUUGGCGAAUACAGCAGUGGGAAGAAAUAUGGCCCCUGGUCAAGCCACACCACUUCCCCCCGGUAUCCAUCUGGAUUCGGCAAGGUCAAGGAUCCAAACAGCAUCACUAUGAUCACAGUCAACGGCAAGGAGGAUAUUCCUUUAGGUACCGAUAUUGGCGCGGCUAGCAACUCCAGCGAGGAGCGCAUUAUCCCCCAAGGCAAGAUCUGGGCUCACACGGAAAUCGAAACUACCUUCGAAAGAAAUGAUUGUGGAAGUGAGAGCUCACCAUCGCUCGAGCGGGAUCGUCGAUGA
This is a messenger RNA of Penicillium expansum, 1104 nucleotides long. Its product is annotated as putative integral membrane protein Pth11-like. Lineage: Eukaryota; Fungi; Ascomycota; Eurotiomycetes; Eurotiales; Aspergillaceae. The transcript is spliced from 6 exons. Bases 1 to 1104 code for a protein of 367 amino acids. The record is from RefSeq and is a predicted model, not a curated record.